AUGCCCGCGAAGAUGCUUGGCCGCACAAAGACUCAAGCGAAGAAGGAAUCGGGCAGGGGCCUCUUUUCCCGCAAGAACGCGCCAAAGGCAGACGACUCGCCCUCAGACUCUCCCGAGGAGAAGGCCUCCCUCAGCCCCGCCCAGUCCCGCACCAGCAGCGGCAAGGACAAGGAACGCGCCAGCGACGACAACGCCCAGGUCUUCGGUCUCCUCGCAAACUCGCUCAUCCCCGACCCCCUGCCUGAGCUCCCAGCAUGGUUCCACACAGACUCAGACGCAUGGUCCGCCAGCUCUCCCGCCUCCAUCCGCUCACGAUAUCCUAUGCACAACACAGCUGGCCCCCGCUGGUACCGUAAUCACCACCUCUUCCCCCCGCAGGACAACACCCCGCCAUCACAAUUCUCCCCCUCCUUCCCUCCCAUGCCUUCCGCCGCCGAGCGCUCCCAGGAGUCCACCCGGGUGCCAGGGCUCAGCAGGACGCCCUCCGAAUCACCCUCGCCCACGCCCAACUCCUCGCAGAUCCGCAUCAUGGAGCCCAACGGCCGCGUCCGCACACGGAAGAUCUCCCAAAGCGAAAACGCGGACCUGCUCGACAACAGCGAUCCGUGGGGCAUGCAAUGGCAUCACGAAUCCCCGUACGAUAUCGGCCUCAACCAGGAGCGCGGCGCGUCCCCAGACGCAGAGAGUCCCACGGAGCCGCGCGCCCGGCGCAUGAGCUUCAAUGCCAGCACGUCCCGCCACAAGACCGUCACGCCCUCCCCGCUCUCGCAGUCCACCUCCGCCAUCCACCUCAGCGUGUCCGACCCGACCUCCGCCCACAUACCCCGCCGCCUCAGCAAGCGUCGCAAGCCAUUCGUCGGCAUCUUCGGCCACCAGAGCCAGGACAACUUUCACGCGCAUCCCAAGGCUGCUUCCGCGCCGCCCGACGGCACGUCCUUUACCGAUGAUGUGCAACAGAAGAUGCUCCGCCGCAAGUCCACCGGGCCGCCCAUUGCAGCCUCUGCGUCCAUGGCGUCUCUCCACCCCGACUCCUCUGUCAGGGAGAAGCACAGCAGCUUCAUGGGUCGCCUUGCGCGCCGCUUCAGCGUCAUGCGCAAGCAGGAUCCCGUCGCGAUCAAGGUCGAUUCGCCCACAGACAGCGCGCCUACGGAGGCGCGCAAAUCAAUCGUCAACGGCACGAAGCGCGUGCCCGCGCCGUCGAUCGAUGGAGAGGGCGAGCUGCGGCCGCGCGCGUCUACGUCAAUUUCGUUCGAGGGCGCGCCCGCGCCCGGCAGGCUCACCAUUGCGAACCCAGACGAGGGCAUGUCUCUGACAGAGUCGCCUGCUGCGGUGGAGGCGGCGCUUCCGCCCGUCGAGGCGCCACAAUCUGAGGUGCACGCGUCUGCUCCCCAGGAGAGCUCGCCCACCCCAGAGACCCCCAUUGCGCCUACGCUCUCUGCAGAUGUGCCGGCGCCGGCGCCUCCCAUGUCACCGCUGCCGCCUCCCACGAUGCUCGCCAACUUUGAUCACUCCCUCCCUCCCACGCCCACGACGACCGCGAGGCCUCUCUCCACCUCCACUGACGCGCCCUCGCAGAGUGCGAACACGACAUCCUACGCCGCGUCGGUGUCUGGCCUGACCUCCGGCUUCACGAACUACGACCCGUCAUCGACUUCGUUGAUCCCCGACGAUGCUGCCCUUGCGCGCGCAUCCAUGGUAGCAAACCCACCCACGCCCCAUCUCACACCCUUGGUAAUCUUCCCAUCCCAGUCGAACAGCUCGGCGUCUGUCGUUCAGCCAGCCGUGCAGGAAAGCUCGAAGCAUCGCGACGGUUCUCCGACCAAGGCGAAGGAGAGCAGCCACCGCAAGUCGCCGAGCACGACGCGCCGCCGUGAGACGGAGACGUUCAAGCUCGUGCGCAGCCCAUCGGGCAGCGUGCGUUCCCCGAACGGCGACGUGAUCACCGGCAUGGGUGAGCAGUGGGAGGUCGUGGAGUCCGCGGACAGCCCGAAGCGCAGCCGCAAAAAGGAGAGCUCGAAAUCGAAGGAGCGCGACGGCGAGGAGGCCGCCGAGCCCCGCGCGCAUCGGCGCCAGCGCUCGACGAACGAGCCGCCUGCGGUCGAUCGCACGCCGUCCGCCGCACGCUCUACGCGUACACCCAGCGUGGACACCGCGCGACGACGCCCAACCUCAGACUUCCAGAACAGCGCGGAGCUCAACGCCAUGCGCGCGAAGGAUGCGUGGGAGAUGGACCGUCUGUGGAAGGCGCGUAGCAUGGCGAUCGGGCCCGACGGCGCCGCGGUCGUGCAGACCCCGCCGACGAUUGUGGACGGCUCGGUCGUGAGCGACGGGCAGACCGCAGGCUCGAUCCCGAGCGCGCUGGACCUGCACCGCGCGACGAGCGCGCCGCAGCCGACGCAGCACGGCUCGAACCACACGUUCUACGCGAUCCAGCCGGCAGCGGUGCCCCCGCCCCCCGCAGGUCUCCCGUUCGUUCUCCGACCGCAUUCCGUUCCCUAUCAAAGACCGCAGUUCCGACCCUCCUUCUCUCACGCGUAA
This is a messenger RNA of Postia placenta MAD-698-R-SB12, 2538 nucleotides long. RefSeq lists its product as hypothetical. The coding region runs from base 1 to 2538 and encodes 845 amino acids. The transcript is spliced from 4 exons. The record is from RefSeq and is a predicted model, not a curated record. Lineage: Eukaryota; Fungi; Basidiomycota; Agaricomycetes; Polyporales; Adustoporiaceae.